This is a messenger RNA of Bufo bufo (common toad), 2358 nucleotides long. RefSeq names its product procollagen C-endopeptidase enhancer 2 (gene PCOLCE2). Lineage: Eukaryota; Metazoa; Chordata; Amphibia; Anura; Bufonidae. The record is from RefSeq and is a predicted model, not a curated record. Gene Ontology annotation, molecular function: protein binding.
AGCAUGUCUAUGCCAGAGAACCUCCCAGAGGGAAAUGAGUAGAGGCUCAGACUAUAGGGCGAUCUUCCAUAUAAAGCCCCUACAGCUUUCCAGCUCAUACACCUUCCUUUAGUGUGACUGGUGUGGUAGUCAUGAGCCCCGGACUCCGAGUGCUGGUCAUCUCCAUGCUCCUGGCUGCUCACAGCUCAGCCCAGCAGCAUCAGCCCAAUGAAAGGUAUACAUUUACUUGUGGUGGAAAUCUAACAGGAGAAACGGGAGUUCUGGGAAGUGAAGGGUUUCCUGGAGUCUAUCCACCCAACAGCAAGUGUACAUGGAAGAUUACAGUACCUGAGGGUAAAGUUGUGGUCCUUUCCUUCCGGUUUAUUGAUUUGGAGAAUGACAAUCUAUGCCGAUAUGACUUUGUGGACGUUUAUAAUGGACAUGCUAAUGGACAACGCAUUGGAAGAUUCUGCGGCACUUUUAGACCUGGUGCUCUUGUAUCAAACAGCAAUAAGAUGUUGGUCCAAAUGGUGUCAGAUGCCAACACUGCAGGAAAUGGUUUCAUAGCAAUGUUUUCUGCAGCUGAACCCAAUGAAAGAGGGGAUCAGUACUGUGGAGGCCGCCUAGACAAACCUUCUGGAACCUUCAAAACACCCAACUGGCCAGAUCGGGAUUAUCCUGCUGGAGUGACAUGUUCAUGGCAUAUUGUGGCUCCAAAACAUCAGGUAAUCGAAGUAAAGUUUGAGAAAUUUGAUGUGGAGAGGGACAACUAUUGCAGAUAUGAUUAUGUGGCAGUGUUUAAUGGAGGAGAGCUGAAUGAUGCCAAGAGGAUUGGGAAGUUCUGUGGGGACAGUCCACCUGAACCCAUAGUAUCUGAGAAAAAUGAACUUCUCAUCCAGUUCUUGUCUGACUUAAGUCUAACAGCCGAUGGGUUCAUUGGCCAUUACAAAUUCAGGCCGAAAAAGUUACUGACGACCACGUCCUCUCCUCUCACAACAGCUGCUCCGACAACUGCAAAUCUGAAACCCACAGUUGCAUUGUGUCAUCAAAAAUGUAAAAGGACUGGGAACCUGCAGGGCCAUUACUGUUCAAGUAACUUUGUCAUUACUGGCACCGUUAUAACAACAGUGAGCAGAGGUGGAAGUGUGUAUGCAACAGUGUCUAUUAUCAAUGUGUAUAAAGAAGGGACACUAGCCAUCCAGCAAGCUGGAAAAUCCAUGAGUGUCAAGAUUAUCGUAGUGUGUAAACAGUGCCCAAUGAUCAGAAGAGGUUUGAAUUAUAUCAUCAUGGGUCAAGUCGAUGAAGAGGGGCGAGCAAAGAUUUUACCGAGCAACUUUGUCAUGAGCUUCAAAACAAAGAACCAGAAAUUGCUGAACACAUUGAAAAACAAGAGAUGUUAGAUGACGUCUCGGCAUAUGUGACUGUGCUUCUCCUGAUGGAAGAGAAAGAUAAUAUGACUUUAGGAAUUCUGUAAUUCAGUGAGUCUUCAUCAUCUCUUGGCAGUGCUUUAUACUUUCACUGCUAGACUGGGCUGGCCAUCAUUAACCAUUCUAAUUUCUUGCACCUCCAGUCAGGGUAGCUCUAAUAUAAGCUUCUCCCUUCGAGAUUCCAUUGACUUAUAAAUUGAACUGUUCUAAGUUCCGACUACUUUUAAAGGGAAUCUAUCAGCAGUUUUGACCAUACAAAACUUUUAUCAGCACUAGGCCGUGGCUAGGGAGAACAUUACAAACAUACCUUUUGUAGAGUUUUUAUUAUCACGAGUAGUGGGAAUAUAACGUUUAUUUUGACAGAUUCUGCUCCUUAAAGGGGUUUUCCAAGUUUCAGAUAUUGGUGGCCUAUUCUCAGGAUAGGUCAUCAAUAUCUAGAACCUGGAAAAUGCUUCUAAGUGCACUGGAGGCAGAACUGGAGUGACUCCCCACUGCUCUUAUUGACAGAUGAAGUAGCCUCCUGGUUGGAUGCUACAGCUGUCACUCAGAGCAGAGGGAAACAGCUCAAUGCAAAGAGUUCUUCACAUUGAAACCUCACCUCUAGAGUACAUCUAGGAGCAGAAACUGGCAGAAUAAAAGUUCAAAUUUACAUUACUCUUAAUGAUGAAAGCUCCACAAAAUGUAUGUUUAUACUGCCCCAAACUAGUGCUAUCAACAGUUUAGCAUGGCCAGAACUGCUGACAGAUUCCCUUUAAAUCUGUUUUAUUUAUAGAUUUCAGAAAAUUAUGAAAAUUAUAUUUUUAGGAGUUAAAAGUAUGGUGAUGUAACAUAUGAGAAAAAACUAGUGCAAUAUUUAUAUUUUUUGUUUUUUAAAAUUUUAGGAUUUUUUUUUCCAGUGUAAUAAAUAUUUUAAAAUGCAUUUUUUUGUUCAAUUUAUGCUUAAUAAAGUCUA